Xenia sp. Carnegie-2017 is the source of this 3855-nucleotide messenger RNA. Its product is annotated as peptidyl-glycine alpha-amidating monooxygenase-like. Gene Ontology annotation, molecular function: copper ion binding; protein binding; oxidoreductase activity, acting on paired donors, with incorporation or reduction of molecular oxygen, reduced ascorbate as one donor, and incorporation of one atom of oxygen. Gene Ontology annotation, biological process: peptide metabolic process. NCBI's taxonomy places the organism in Eukaryota, Metazoa, Cnidaria, Anthozoa, Malacalcyonacea, Xeniidae. Gene Ontology annotation, cellular component: membrane; extracellular region. The transcript has 19 exons. The record is from RefSeq and is a predicted model, not a curated record. Bases 268 to 2532 code for a protein of 754 amino acids.
GAUCCACUUUUCCCUUUCAGCUCUCGGCGGUAAAUUGAUAUUCGUCUCUUUGAAAUACUACUCAAAGUUGACUUCAUUUUCAUAAUAACACGACAUCGCAUGGAAUUGAAUUUAUUGACUUUCAAGGGGGAAGUUUAUCUUCAAAAGAGCGGCCGAAAAUUUAUCGGCGAAGAACUCAUUAUUAAUCAACAUCCAGCAGCUGUCAUGUGAAAUUAUCGUUCGUUUGGGAAAAUUUGACAUUCUGAUUUAAAAUCUCGAAGCUUCGAAAUGAACUCAAGAAUUCUUUAUAUUCUUAUAUUUGUAACAUUUACGUGUCAUUUUAACCAAGGGAAAAUGGAAAAGAUUUCACUUCGCAUGCCGGGUGUUAGUCCUCGAAGAAAUGAUAGCUACAUUUGUACAUCACUGGAGCUAUCUGAAGAUCCCGUUUACAUUGUGAAAUUUGAGCCAAAUGCUCAUAAAGAAAGGGCCCAUCACAUGCUGUUGUUUGGAUGUGAAGAACCAGGAAGUGAUGAGAAAUUUUGGAACUGUGGAGAUAUGGGAUCUGGAACAUGUUCUGGCUCAGAAUCCAUUCUAUUUGGAUGGGCACGUGAUGCUCCUGCAUUGAAACUACCCAAAGAUGUUGGAUUUAAAAUUGGUGGUAAUACCAAAAUUCAAUAUCUCACGCUUCAAAUACAUUAUGUUCAUGCUCUCAAAGAAAGUGUUUUUGACAGUUCUGGAUUAACGAUGAAAAUAACCAAAGCUCCCCAAUUAAACCUUGCAUCAAUAUAUCUCCUGGUAGCUGGAUAUGCAUCAAUACCUCCACACACUAAAGGUUAUCAUGUCGAUGUUGCCUGUAAAUAUGACAGUGAUCAAGAUAUACAUGCAUUUGCUUUUCGCACUCACGCUCAUGACUUAAGCCGUGUGAUUACUGGAUAUAGAGUGAGAAACAACAUGUGGACGAUGUUGGGUAAAGGGGACCCCCAUGCCCCACAGGCUUUCUAUCCAAUGGACAAUGUUACAACAAUAAGGAAAGGAGAUAUUUUGGCGGCAAGAUGUACAUACGAUACUUUACACAGUGGAAGAAGAAAGGCGACAGGAAUGGGGUCAACGGCGGCCGACGAGAUGUGCAACUUCUACAUGAUGUUUUAUCGCAGUGCGAAUACUAAUGUCGAAAUUCCAGAAACAUGCUUUGAUCAGAUCACCUACCGAAGCCUUUACGAUUCUUUUCCGAAUGGUUCCGAUGUUGCCCUGUCUUCUGGUUCCCAUCAUCACCACCAUCAUCACGUCAAUUCAAACGAACGGCGUAAUGAAAUCAUCACAGAGUCCAACAUCACCGUAGGUAGUACGUCAAUGCCCGAGCAGACAUCGAAUAUUUCCGACUACACGUUAAAGGACACUAGUAUUGAACACAACAUGUCUGACAUUGUCCACCAUCGCUUAACAAGUUCAACUCAAUCAUUGAGCCGUGAAACAAGCACUAACACCCCUAAGCCAACGAUGAACAGUCAAUGGACAUCGAUUCCUAAUGUAACCAUGGUGACCUCGUGGCCGUCGUCCGUUACUGAGGGUUUGGGGCAAGUCACGGGACUUGCAGUGGAUUCAUCAGAUUAUCUGUUCCUCUUUCAUCGUUGUGAACGAGUUUGGGAUUGGAAUACAUUCUCUCGAGACAACGUUUUUCAAAAUGCUCAAUCACGUGGUCCUAUCCGUAGUCCCACAAUUCUCAUAUUGGAUAGUGUCAGCGGUAAGGUUUUGGAGAAACAUGGUAGCAAUAUGUUUUACCUCCCCCACGGUAUGACAAUUGACCAUCAAGAUAAUCUCUGGCUUACCGACGUUGGUCGGCACCAGGUGCUCAAGUUUCCUCGCGGUGAAUAUAAAAAACCCUCGCUGGUUUUAGGAGAAAAACUAUUCCCAGGCUCCGGUCAUGAGCAUUUCUGUAAACCUACCGACGUCGCUGUGGAAAUAUCUGGAGUAUUUUAUGUUGCGGACGGAUAUUGUAAUUCGAGAAUUAUGAAGUUUUCGUCGCAAGGUCGACUCAUGAAAGUUUGGGGAAAAUCUUCAAUUCAGUUUGGACGAGUUCCCAGUUCCUUCAACAUACCCCAUAGUCUGGCUCUGGACCAUAAACGAUCCAUGUUGUACGUCGCGGACCGAGAAAAUGGCCGUGUUCAAUGUUUUGAUACGUAUGGAAAAUUUCACAAGGAAAUUUCUUCACCAAAAUUCGGAGGCCUGGUGUUCGCCGUUGAUUUCAACGAGAAAGAUGGUCUUUUAUAUGCAGUUAAUAGCGGAGUUGAUGUUAAAGUGCAAGGAUUCUCAAUCGACCCAGAGAGUGGAAAGAUUUUUGCAACAUGGAGCCCUCCUUCCACUAAGGGAUUUUCACAGCCACAUGAUUUGGUCUCAAAUGGCUCCAAUAUUUUGUCGCUGAGAUCGGCCCUAAUAAGGUGUGGAAAUUCCGAAAUUCGAUCGCAGCUUCGGAAGACGAGAAUUUCGCGCGCCAAGUUGAUGCCGAUAUUGUUAAUGCGACUUUUCCGCAAGGUUUCGACAACGUCACUACGGUAAAUCCCGACGGUUUUCGACAGCUGGACGACUCCAGCAAUGCAUUGAUGAUUCUCGUACCCCUAAGCAUAACAAUUUGUGUGAUUUUUGCAGCAGCAUGUGUAGUGUGUAGAGUUCUUAGAUCUAGGAGUAAGCCCAAGUAUGACAUUAUGGAUAUAUCACUGGGAAACUACAGGACGUCUGAGGAUUGGUGUAGCACAGUGAGCUGUUGUAAUAGAUCCCAUCAGAAUAUAGAGGAACUUUAUUUGAUGGAUAGCGAUAGUGAUGUAGAGUUAUACCCCGAUGUUCGUGUGGGUAAAAAGUGAACUUCUUGUGAAAAUGUACAAAAUUUUCCAAAUAUAUAUAAAUAGUAAUGUGUUUUACCACUGGUUUUAUCAAGUUAUGGAUAAAUGAUGGAUAACAGAGGAUGAGGUUUUGUUACCAUAGUUACGUACAGGAAGAAUGUCCACGAACGAACGAAACAAAGAUAUCACAUUUGAAAGGACUAAGCUCAUUUAGUUUUGCAUUCAUUUAAAUCCAAAUAAAACAAUAAAUAAUCCGAAAUGUCAUCAGAUUGGACUCCUGCUUUUACUGGAGAACGUAUUGCGCGACAGAAAGUGAAACGGACGCAGACAAGUUCAUCUAUUUUAACCGAAAAAUCUUUCUCAAACCGAGAAGCUGGCCCUGACAAAAAAUUGAAGGAUUUCUCUCCACACGAACACUCGACGACGUUAGACGCUUUGAAUGUGCUUUCUGAGGAAGAGCUGGACGACUUUUUGAAGCAAUCUUUGGCUUUAAAUAAAAAGUUGAAAGAGCAUUUAAGAGAUGAAAAUAUGAAUGAGCAAGGACAGAUGACUUACAUGGCUAAGAAUACCUUAGUUUUACCUCCAAUCGUCCACAAAACGAGCAGUUUAAAGAAUAAUUUGACGAAGAAUAGAUAGUUGAAGCCAUCAUUGGGCAGGUGGAGAAGUUUUUAAGUGUCAAUUACAUUUAUUAAAGACAACAUGUUUGAUAUAGUACAAAACAAAACAUUAAUUCAUUGAUAAUACAAUUCUUGAAAUGCAAGAUUUGAUGGAAACCAUGAAACAACUACUCUAAGUUCUCUCUACUAGUCAGUAUUUGUUGCACAUGGAUACUUAUGGUGAACUGAGUACAUGGUGUACAUGGAUGGAUUGAGAUGAGAAAAGAACUUCAAUGUUGCAAUAAUGUAUGCCAAAAUUGUUAAGCUAAUUUUUUUAAAAAAAUGUUCUGUUUGAUAAAUAGUUCUUUGUUAAUCUGAAUCAUUGUCGUCAUCACCAUAGUCAUCAUUUGUAUCAACAGCUAAAAAAUAAAGAAUAAGAAAAAAUA